AGUAGACUCGGUUCACCGUGGCGUGCAGUGUCCACGACCGUCACCUCGAGAGAUAGUGGUUUUGAAACGCGCGCUUCGCACUCCGGCGCGGUAUCGCAGUCAAGAGGCUCCGAGGACGCUGGCAGAACCGCGGUCGCGUCGGCGACGCUUUCGCGAAGCACACAUGGCACGGUGAAGCCGCGCUGGUAACAAGCCCUCGCCUCCCGCGGCGAUGAGGGGUCCAGGUGCAUCCCCGCAGCCGAUGUGCGGGCGAGGAGGUCCCCCGUUGCAGCUGCCGAUUGACGCGGUCCUGUUUGGGUGGUGCCGGGCGUGAUCCGUUCCCCCCCCCCUCUCCUCGACGGGGCAGUCGAGCGCGAAAGCGGCGGGGCAGCUUGCCAGGAAGAAGAGCCGCGAUCCCGACGAUCGAGAGCGGCGUGGGGGCGCACUUACUGCCGGGGAAACCGAAACACAUUCGUGCGGGCCAUCGAUGCUGCCGCGUGUCGACGAGGAGGCGACGGACCGCGGAAAGCACGAAAUCUAGCGGCGCUCCAUUCUGGUUUUCGAAAGCGGGCGCGCACAUCUCUGAGGAAGCAACAAGACUUGGACAGGCUCAAGACGUCGAUGCGCGAAUCUCGCCGCCCUCGUCGAAGCUCCGCUGGUCACAGAAUACGGUGCACUCAGCUGGCUAGCCAGCCUUGAUCCAUCCACUCGAUCCCCUUGCGGUGACGUACGCGACCCGUGAGCGCCCGUCCAUGCCCGACUCCCAUUGGCUGGCUGUGCGAGGAGCGCGGUUGUUGUCUGGCGCGCGCCGUAUCAUACGACUACCCGUUCUGCCCGCCGCUGCCGUCUCCGCGUUGCGGUACGUGCGGUCGAGGUAAACAAAGGACCGGCGUUCCCCCGGUCGUGAACUUGCCCGCGCUGCUGGGGAAGAUCGCGCGCCCUGUGGCUCGAGCCCGAAGAAGCCAGGACGCCGUGACUCGCUAUGGUUUGUCCCGCGGGCCAUGGACCAAGCGGGCGAGCCCGAGGUGCACGUUUGGGCGAAGGCGGUUACCGCGGAUGCGGCCUGCGAGCAGCAGCUCAUCGAGCCCGCCGAGGUCGUGCCCUGCAUUGCCGAGGACUGCGGGCCGUUCUGCAAAAUCUGCCACAUGCCGGCCCGAGACGAUGACCCGCUCAUCUCGCCCUGCCGCUGCUCCGGCACCGUGCAGUACAUCCACUGCGGGUGCCUCACGCGCUGGCUGGAGAUACUGAGUAAGAAGUCCCGCAAGCCGCCAAGCUGCGAGCUCUGCCAGUACCAGUACCAAUGGCACAAGAAAUUCCGGGCCGGUGGUUCCUGGCGCCUCCCGCCAUGCUCGCCACGCGACAAGGUCCUGCACAGCGUCUUCCUGCUGGCCGUGAUCGUCAUGGUGGCCUGUGCCACCGUCACAAUCGUCUGCUUCCGCCAGGAGGCGCCGUCGACGACAACGACGACGUCCGGCCGUCGAAGCGACCUCACCCACUCGGAGCUGGUGACGCUGGUGUGUGGGGUUCUGUUCUUCCUGGCCUUUUUUGUGGCCAUGUACGUGGAGGUCACCGCCCGCAGCACCCUCUACCGGUUGCUUCUGCGGUUCGUCUAUCUCAACCAGCAGUGGUACAUAGAUGAGUACGACGCAAAGCGUGGACCCGUGGCUGUCUGACGGGCGCUUUUGACCUGCUUGCAGGAGCAAGUUUACAACUAAGCUUGGCUGGAGGUUUGUUUGAUCUCUGCAAGUGCAUUUGAAAACAAAUAAGCUGUCUCACGUUCACUUGUGUAAGGCAGCAUGUGCUUCUUUCUGUAAGGUGUUUGUUGUCUUUGUGCUGUUUGUUGCCUGUAUUGACUUUUUUUUUUUUUUUUGAAGAACAGUCUGUGGUCCUCUGUCUCCACCAGGAAACAGUCUACAGCUAAGCAGUCUCAGCUUCGCCUUAAAUGUGAGCAAACAUGUGUUUGCCCCUGGAAGGUGUUUGUUGCAUUUGUGUUCUUUGCUGGUCUUCAGUAUUGUCAGUUGUCAGAUUGCCAACUUCGUGAGAUGCAGCCCUGUUGGCCAGGGCUGAUGCACUCUUAUUUGCUGUUGUCUGGUCACUAGGUUCACGGGACGUCGCAGAGGAUUGCAGUGGUUUCUUAGAAAACUCCAUGUGCUACAUCGUCUCGGCUGGUGUUAAUCACCACCUCAUUUUGCCUACCAAGCUUGACUGGAGGUUGAGCAUGUUGCCAUGAAAACCCUGGAGCACCUAAAUUCCUGGCACCUGCCUGGUGUGAGGAGACGCAGAAAUCCAGCAUUAUGUUGCAUUGAUGCAGCGUGGACGUGAAUGGAUCGCGUUUCUUGCGUCAAGUGUGAGACCCCUUUGCAGCCCAAAGCCUUGAACUUCUUUUACCCUGCCUUGCCGUAAUGCUUGAAUGUCCGUGAAACGGUCAUCGGCAGCUCGUUUGCAGGAUUAUUAUGAGGAAAUGGCAAACAAAUGAGCAACCUUGCUUUCCUUUAGAUUAAAGUAAGUGAGACUAUGUGAGGGCAGUGCGCUUGGCAAGGCCAUUACAUGCGGUGCCAAUUCAUAGCAGAGUGCAGGUGUAGGCCAGUCGGUGAUUCAUGAUUUUGGGAAGUUGCCGUAACCAAAAUACGAGAGUUGAAGAAAGGGUCAACACGAAGUGGCACUGACAACUGAUGACUGAUGCAUCAGUUGUCAGUACCGCUUCGUGUUGUGCCUUUCUUCAAGUGUCAUGUUUUGUUUGCGGUAGCGUCCCAAAAUCAUGCCAAUUCAUACUGGAACAUCCGACAUGCGAAAGGGCACUGGUUGUCUUGUCGCAUGUGUAGCUGUACGUCUUUGGCAAGCUUGGGCCGGGCAUCCAGGGGCAGUGGAAACAAAUCGAAUGUUUGUUUGGGGCAACGCUGGCGCUACAGGAUGAUGCUACAAUAACUGAGUCCAUGUGUAUGGUCCCCCAGCUGCAUCAGCUGGCCAUUGUAAGCCAAACAGAAAAGGUGGUGGUUUUUCACAUUUUGCUCCUUCACAAGCUUCACUAUUGAACAGAUUUUCAAACGGCAUUGCAUUUAUUGAAGGGAGUGAACUAAUUUUGCAGUAUUUUUUGUCAUUCUCUUUCUUUUUAUACUUUUGCGAGCAGACAGACAUUCUGCGUUCCAUUUGAUGCGAAAAGUUCACAGUUGAAACGUCCCUAUGCUUUAAUGUUGCUUAAGCAUUAUAUAUAUAGUAGCAGAUGGCGGGUAGGGUCUGUGCCAACGUGCGAAACUUCAGUAGCACUAGCCCUUUAGGCAAUAGAGAGGAAUGAGUCUCACAGGGAAUUGAUUAAUUUAUUUAAUCAAUCGAUCAAUUGUAGGGGUCAAAGAGUCUCGCAUCAUAGCAGUGGAAGGUGUGCGACACUUUCUUUUGAAGCUGUGUACACCUUGCAGCUGUCAACUAUCGACAGUCAGACCAUAUGCUUUUUUGGGGCGUUCCAAAAAAGCAUGCGGCACCAUUUUAAGAGGGUUUUUCAGACAGGCGUUCGCGCCUGCUCACAAGUGUCUGGCGCAGAUUACGGUUGUGCCCAGGGAGUUCUCGUCGGAAAGGUCCAUAUGUGAGAGAGGGAGCAAAUGACCAAAUCACUGAGGGACCAUCACGAAUCCCUCUUCAUGAAGGGGCAAUUUUCCAAAGCACAGCAGCUUUGCAGCACCUACAUGGCUUGUCAUGUGGUUUUAGCUGCCAGGCUUACGUGCAGAACCAUUGCUCCAAGCACAUUGUUUCGUACUAGUUGGUCAGUGCCAACCCCUGCAUUAAAGUGUGAUGUGGCUGCUUGUCUGUAUGUGGCAGUCUUUCUUUUCACUCAACUGGCACUUCUGGGCAACUGUUUAGCCAAACCAUCUAAGCUUGUGACCCUGCGUACCAGUGAGCUUUGUAAGCUAACGAGUGUCACUGGUAGUUAGUCAUAUGAAGGAAACAGACACUAAAGCCAGAGUAAGCAUAGGAGAAAUUAACUCGCGUUUAAUUAUUUAAUUAAUAUAAUACGAAAGGCAAAAUGAAAGUGGGCGGGAAAAGAGAGCAUGCCGCUGGUGGGAAACAAAGCCGCACCUUUCGAAAUACAAAAUGGUGCUCUACUGUUAAGCAACCACGGCAACCGUCUUUCCAUCAACUCACGCGCACAUUUGUCCGACAUGGUGCCAUGUGGUUGUAUGAAUGGGCAUGCUGAGAUGUGGCGGCUUCGGAUUGUCAUCUUUCUCAGGCAGCCUAGGGACCAUAAGAAUCAUCUUGUUAGCAGCACUCAUCUGUUACGAUUGUUCACACCUUACUAAGCAGCGUAAAAAGGCCAAUUUUUCUUUGUUUUUAUGUAAAACAAAUGUUUUAUUAAACCAUGAGAACUCCUGCCGGGUUGUAUAUUAAAUGUACUGGCAGGCACUGAAGGUAGAAGAUAAUUUACACUGUCCGCACUUAGUGUGCAUCAGUUUGAAUCGUCCGUUUUUUUUUUAAUUCAAUAAAUAAAUAAAUAAGGACUUUGUAUGGCGAUUCCAUUCUAGGAAAGCAUUAUUUGCGUGACAGUGAAAUGAAACUAUGUUUUAAGCCGAGCCACUUUUCAAGACGAGGAUCACUCACCCACAUCUCGGCUUUCCCACGGUGACACAGCACCCAUUAUCAAACUUGUAGACUGCGGCGCCAAAUUUUUCUUGUAAACUAUAUGUCCCGUGCUGCCAGCCACUGUGCGUGACUUAGUGCGUAAGCAUGUGUUUGAGCACAGGCAAUGCAGCUGCUCUUCAAGGCAACUGCAUUCAGAGAUUUGACAGUGGAAUGCCUGUUCUGCUCGAGCGCUGCUGCAUGUUGUCCUUUAGGGCCAAAUGACUGCAGAAUCAUUUCUUCGCUGUUUAACUGCUUUUCUUUCAGCUCUUGCUCGAACGAAGCGAGUCCAGCUUCGUGAAUAUAUGCACUACUUGAAAAGACAUAAAGAAAAGAAAAUAAAGGUGUCGAUGCUUGUCCGCCCAUCAAAGCGAGGAAACAGUCAGCAGCCCGGCCACUGAUUUCAUUUGCACUGUUAUGUGCUGUUUUUAAUGCCUGAAGGCGAAAUGCAGAGCUUGGCUUUUGUAUUCACCUAUGACCACUAGCAGAACUGCUUCUAUGGAUCUGAUGUUUUUACAUCACUGCAGAGGUCAGUAGUCGACACAGCUACAUCCUGGGCACACCGUAUUACAUUUUUUUCCUUCCAACUUCCAUUGUGGAUUUUUAUCUAGCUGUAAAUUAACUUUUACAUUCUUACUCUACAGCCUCGAGGUAAAGCAACCAGGCAGUAAAAGGGCUCAUAGAGGUGCAGCGGUCCAGAAAGGCUUGUUAAAGCCUUGUUAUGUUCCCGAUGUGGCGUGUUUUUUGUGUUCCAGUACCUUUCUGCAUUUGUUUUUUGGGAAAUUACAAAACCAAAUAUGCAGCAAAGAGAAUGGCUGUAUUGCCUUAGGUCAUAGCCUCAUUCACACAGCUUCAACAAGGUGGAAUUCUGUGGGCAUUUUCUCUGUCAUGGGCUGCCUUACUCCCAUCUGUCCAGAUGUCUGUACAAGAACUGCUUUUGGUCUAUCUAAACUGUUGCCCAGUAGCUGGCUGCCUGAUGUUGGGCUGGAACUGGCUGGGAAAGGAGAAAAAAGAAGCGCUCCAUUUCAAAAGCGAGAGAGCUAGCUUCAUGCCAAGUGCGAUUGCAAGAGCUGAAAACACGAUCACCGCCAUGUUUUUAACAUUAUCUAUAGGGCUAAUUAAACAAACACCAACCAAGUAGGUUUAAUCUUAAUAAAGUAGGCCCAACCAAAUAGGUAUGACUGAUUAUAUAUAACCUACAGGGCUGUCAGCCCAUUGUAAGAAUAAAAAGCUGCUGCAGCCUCCCAAAGUCAAUCCUGACGAAGAAGUUGGAAGGACUCAGAAACAUUCGGUUAAAUUUAAUACACCUACUUGGUAAUACACCUACCUACUAAUUAGUCUGUAUAAUUUCAAAUGUUCACCUUCUAACUUUACAUUCUGCUUGUGAGCUCCAUAUGCAGUAUAUAACUGGAAUACUUUGUGGAAGUGUUUCCACUUCUGUGCAUGACUCACGGAAUGCAUUUGCUCAACAAGGGCUGGUUCAAAACACCUUAUAAGCAAAGGCUCCGACGCUCCCGAAGUUCUCGACUGACCGCUUUUGGGGAUUCCUUCAAUUUUGCAUGAUGUAAGGUGCAGUUAAGGCCUAAUAGAGCCACAGGGCAUACUCUGUAGAUGGCCUUGAGAACUGGUUGUUAUCCAGCUCCGAUGGCAGGUGUCCACUUCAGCUGGCUUAACGUGUCGAUGGGCAUUGACAGAUGGCAUCCGCAAAAGAAUUAUUGUUUGGGAGGAAGGUACCAGAAUACAAAACAAUCUUUUGGUGUUUGCCGGUUGUGGCUUGCCCUGUGAUGCUUCUCGUCAUAUUUCAAAAUGGUACUUAAAAUUCUGACAUUAUGACAAGACACGUGGCUGUCGCAACCAUUUUGAUUACGUUGAGCUUUAUCUCUGGCUCUACAUGCAGUCUACAACUGGAAUACCUUGUCGAAGUGUUUCCAGUUCUGUGCAUGACUAGCGGAAUGCGUUUGCUCAACAAGGGCUGGUUCAAAGCGCCUUAUAAGGAAAGGCUCCGACACUCCCGAUGUUCUCGACUGACCGCUUUUGGAGAUUUCUCUGGCAUUAGAAAACAUGUGUCUGACUUCUAUGCUGAAUAGAAUGGGCGGAAUGUGAGCCAUGAGUGACCUUGCACUGUCUUCUUCUUUUUUUUCUCUCUCAAUCUCGCCUACUUAAAAGUUUACUACAUGUAAUUGUUCAUGAAAACUUGGUGCUUGGAGCAGAUAGCCAGCUGCCUUUUGGUGCGACAGGGAGGGGGGAGGGAGAAACAGUCAGGCCAGCAGGGGGUGAGGUAAGAUGAUUAGGUUAUGAAAUCAGUUAACUGGAGAACACUAGGAAGAAGGAAGACCUGUUGCCCUACCAAUGAUGAGCCCAACGGCUGCGCUGACAAACAUGAGCAUUUGGUGUUCCAGCAUCUUGUCACAACAAUGUGAAUUGAAACACCUUAACAGAGCCCCACAUUUGCUUGGUGUGCAUUCUCCGUUCAGCAGACUUUGCAAAGAGAAUGCAUUGUGCAGUGCACUGCACUCUUUUCCUGCGCUGAUGACCAAAGGAAUCUCUCAAACUGUGUUCCUGCUAAGGUGCCUUCAACAUCCUUGCGCUUGAUACUGCUGUCAUUGCUGUUCGACCUGAAACUUGUGGGUGAACUGCACUGGUUGUUUCGGAGGAGUUGUUUGAAUCCUUGGGCAAGUGCUGGCAUUGAUCUUGGAUUUUGCAAGUUCUCACCUCCUGUGCGAGAACAUCAUGUUGCUAGUAUUGCAGCAACAUGACAUGAUGUCACUUCUGUCAUGCAGCAAAGCCAACAGAAGUGACAUGGUGCUCUCCGCCUUCCGGUCAAAUCCAUGCAUUGGUGACAGAGCAAGACAGAGUGAUGCACCCCGCAAUGGUUUGAUGUGAAACAACUUCUGGAAAAUGCAGCUACACUCUGAGUUGACCACUAAGGGAACAAGUUCUCUGCUGUGGAGCAGAAAAUCACUCUCUUUGAUCAACCAGUGGAAUUCACUUUCAAUGGAUAACGCACAGGGUGUUUUCUCGUUACACUUGGACAGCCGAGGUGCCAAUCCAUAGUGCAUUUUGUCGCUCACAUAGUUCAUUGUACUACUAGGGUGCUAUGCGAGUGUGCAGUGUUGUCCAAUUACGCCAUGUUGGCAUUUUGAGCCAAUUAGAUAGGGUCCUAGUGUAGCUGGCUCCGUUUUCCAAUCAGAGAUGACAAGGUGGUGAAUUUGACAAUGGAGUGGAACUUGGAAGUGUUCAGAAUGGCAUCCCUGGACAACUCGAUACAAUCAGCAAAUAAGUGCUGAUGUCGUGAAGACAAGUAGACGAUGGACUAGCUUAGAAUCGUACUUGAGUGAAUUGGUGCAUGAGCAAGGCAGCUUACAUCCGCAUGUGCUGUAGCGGAAAUCAUGCCGGUAAAUUUUUUAAACGCCCUCUUCUGUUGUGAUGCCUUAAUUGCAUGCAGAUUUGCUGCAAAAGGGUGCAAACAUGCUGUCAUCCACUGAGCCCAUUUUGGGACCAGCAUUUUGUCUUUAAUGUGUCUACAUUUCCAUGCCUACCAGGCAGCUUUAAGCUUCAGUUUCCUGUUUGUAGGCGCAAAGCAGUCAUAUUUGGCAUCGGCACUCUAUGCUGGUGUGUGGAACAGAAGCAAAAAUUUGUGUUCUGUGAUUUUGUACGGCACCUAAAGUGCCGUACUUUGGGAAGAAGACGGAAGGAUCUCGACAUGCACAUGGCCUCGUGGCAUGUGAAGCAAGUGUCAAUGUGUGUGCAGUGUGAAAACGUGCUUGAAUAAUGUGCCCUCGGUGUUUGUGGCAGAGCUUUUGCCACAAUUUAGUCACUGUUGUUUAGUCAUGUUCGGAGUGGAAUCUGUCUGGUCCAUGAAUAAAGAGCCUUUGGUGUACAAACUUGUA
Molecule: messenger RNA, 8474 nt
Organism: Dermacentor andersoni
Lineage: Eukaryota; Metazoa; Arthropoda; Arachnida; Ixodida; Ixodidae
Product: E3 ubiquitin-protein ligase MARCHF9-like
Molecular function (GO): zinc ion binding
Source: RefSeq, a predicted model, not a curated record